Molecule: messenger RNA, 2901 nt
Organism: Piliocolobus tephrosceles (Ugandan red Colobus)
Lineage: Eukaryota; Metazoa; Chordata; Mammalia; Primates; Cercopithecidae
Gene: GALNT16
Product: polypeptide N-acetylgalactosaminyltransferase 16
Exons: 16
Coding region: 94-1770 (558 amino acids)
Biological process (GO): protein O-linked glycosylation
Cellular component (GO): Golgi apparatus
Molecular function (GO): polypeptide N-acetylgalactosaminyltransferase activity
Source: RefSeq, a predicted model, not a curated record
GCGAAAACAAACAGCUGGGGCUGCGAGCGCCCCCGCCCCGGCCCCAAGAGCACGCCGGCCCCGGCCCCCACCCGGGGCGCCCGUCUGCCCACCAUGAGGAAGAUCCGCGCCAAUGCCAUCGCCAUCCUGACCGUAGCCUGGAUCCUGGGCACUUUCUACUACUUAUGGCAGGACAACCGAGCCCACGCAGCAUCCUCAGGCGGCCGGGGCGCGCAGAGGGCCGGCGGGAGGCCGGAGCAGCUCCGCGAGGACCGCACCAUCCCGCUCAUUGUGACAGGAACUCCCUCGAAAGGCUUUGAUGAGAAGGCCUACCUGUCGGCCAAGCAGCUAAAGGCUGGAGAGGACCCCUACAGGCAGCACGCCUUCAACCAGCUGGAGAGUGACAAGUUGAGCCCGGACCGGCCCAUCCGGGACACCCGCCAUUACAGCUGCCCGUCUGUGUCCUACUCCUCGGACCUGCCGGCCACCAGUGUCAUCAUCACCUUCCACAACGAGGCCCGCUCCACCCUGCUGCGCACGGUGAAGAGUGUCCUGAACCGAACUCCUGCCAACUUGAUCCAGGAGAUCAUUUUAGUGGAUGACUUCAGUUCAGAUCCGGAAGACUGCCUACUCCUGACCAGGAUCCCCAAGGUCAAGUGCCUGCGCAAUGACCGGCGAGAAGGGCUGAUCCGGUCCCGAGUGCGUGGGGCGGACGUGGCUGCAGCUACCGUCCUCACAUUUCUGGAUAGUCACUGCGAAGUGAACACCGAGUGGCUGCCGCCCAUGCUGCAGCGGGUGAAGGAGGACCACACCCGCGUGGUGAGUCCCAUCAUUGAUGUCAUCAGUCUGGAUAAUUUUGCCUACCUUGCAGCAUCUGCUGACCUUCGUGGAGGGUUCGACUGGAGCCUGCAUUUCAAGUGGGAGCAGAUCCCUCUUGAGCAGAAGAUGACCCGGACAGACCCCACCAGGCCCAUAAGGACGCCUGUCAUAGCUGGAGGAAUCUUCGUGAUUGACAAGUCCUGGUUUAACCACCUGGGAAAGUAUGAUGCCCAGAUGGACAUCUGGGGAGGAGAGAAUUUUGAGCUCUCCUUCAGGGUGUGGAUGUGUGGUGGCAGUCUGGAGAUCGUCCCCUGCAGCCGGGUGGGCCAUGUCUUCAGGAAACGACACCCCUACAACUUCCCUGAGGGUAAUGCCCUCACCUACAUCAGGAACACCAAGCGCACUGCAGAAGUGUGGAUGGAUGAAUACAAGCAAUACUACUAUGAGGCCCGGCCCUCGGCCAUCGGGAAGGCUUUCGGCAGUGUAGCGACGCGGAUAGAGCAGAGGAAGAAGAUGAACUGCAAGUCCUUCCGCUGGUACCUGGAGAACGUCUACCCAGAGCUCACGAUCCCUGUGAAGGAAGUACUCCCUGGCAUCAUUAAGCAGGGGGUGAACUGCUUAGAAUCUCAGGGCCAGAACACAGCUGGUGACUUCCUGCUUGGAAUGGGGAUCUGCAGAGGGUCUGCCAAGAACCCCCAGCCCGCCCAGGCAUGGCUGUUCAGUGACCACCUCAUCCAGCAGCAGGGGAAGUGCCUGGCUGCCACCUCCACCUUAAUGUCUUCUCCCGGAUCCCCGGUCAUACUGCAGAUGUGCAACCCUAGAGAAGGCAAGCAGAAAUGGAGGAGAAAAGGAUCUUUCAUCCAGCAUUCAGUCAGUGGCCUCUGCCUGGAGACGAAGCCUGCCCAGCUGGUGACCAGCAAGUGUCAGGCUGACGCCCAGGCCCAGCAGUGGCAGCUGUUGCCACACACAUGACGGAGGGAUUUUCUUGAAGUGUCAGCUAUCGCACUGGGCUGGGAGGCUGGCUGUGGCUCCUGUUUGUGUAGAGAACUCCCAGUUCCUUUUCACAGCCGCUGAGAACACAUUCGCACAUCUACCCCAUGGCCUCGUCUUGGAACUGCUCCUGCUAUCCCUGCGUCCUGCUUCCCUUGCCCCACUGGCUCUUGGGCAAAGGAUUGUUGGUACCAGGACCCUGGGGGUCUCCCCUACAAAGCAGACCAGCCUGGGGCAGAUAUACCUACCACAGGAGCCCCCUGUCUUUCAUAGGCCAAGGAUCUACACACCUGUAGAGUUCAUGGAUUCCAGAAGGUCUAGGAAUCUCCUGAAAUUGUCCCUAAAAUACUGCAUGUGUGUGCGUACAUGCAUUUUCCUGGGGAAAGAGUCCAUGGCUUCUAAAAGAGGUCCCUGAUCCCCAGAGAGCCUGAACCUCUGCUCUGGAUUGAAGCCACUGCCUGCCCAAGCUGCCACCCCCAAUCUUCCUCCCUGGUGUGCUCAAACUGCCAUCGCCUGUUCCCUCCACACGGCCCUUGGGGUCGGCAGCCGAGUGUCUGGUCCACAGCACCUGCUCUGGAGGGCUUUCCAGCAGUUUCACCUCCUGACUCUCACCAGCGUCCUCUCGGCAGCGCUCCCAUGCCCGAGUGCACACCCCUGGACUUGCCAGCACGGGGCCCUUUGCCCCCAGGGCCACGCUUUGCCCGUCCUCUGUCGUGAUGUUUCUUCCACAGCCAGGUGCAGCCUCAGAUCCCCUGUUCAUCUGGGAAGCCUCCAGCCACAGCUUAGGACAGAACCGGGCCCAGGGCAAAGGCCUCUCCCCAGAGGAUGGACUAGAAGGCCUGGGCCACACUCGGGCAUGGACCUUUGGGGCUGGGGAGUGGGGGCUUCUCCUCUUGAAUGUAAGAGGACUGCUGGCCAGGGGGCCUUCAAAAGGGUCUCUCCUUUGCUGUGGUCAGAUCAGGCUCUGCACUUAUCAGCCAGUCCUUUGUGGCGACUCAGCCCUAUUCUGUCUUUGCUUUUCCUCUUCUUGACCAAAGCAUGUGCCACUAGCUGUCCUUGAGGACCUCGUCUUUAUGAAACACACACCUGGAAUAAAACCACUUCUUACAUGUC